Molecule: messenger RNA, 1332 nt
Organism: Anneissia japonica
Lineage: Eukaryota; Metazoa; Echinodermata; Crinoidea; Comatulida; Comatulidae
Product: collagen alpha-2(I) chain-like
Exons: 2
Source: RefSeq, a predicted model, not a curated record
ACAGCCUCAAGAGGUCAAGGUCCUUCUGGAAACCAAGGACAUAGGGGAAGAGAGGGAACAUCUGGUGGUCAAGGGCCAAGAGGAAAUCAGGGACCUCAAGGCAGACAGGGCCCUUCUGGUAGCCAAGGACCAAGAGGAGAACAAGGGAUACCCGGUGGUCAAGGACCAAGAGGUGGUCAGGGGUCUCAGGGCAGACAGGGCCCAUCUGGUAGUCAAGGGCCUAAGGGAGGCCAGGGGUUACCCGGUGGUCAAGGACCAACAGGAGGUCGGGGACGUCAGGGUGGCCAGGGACCUUCUGGAAGCCAAGGACCCAGGGGAGGACAGGGAAGACCCGGUGGCCAAGGGCCAAGAGGAGGCAAGGGAACUCAAGGCAAACGGGGCCCAUCUGGCAGCCAAGGGCCUAGAGGAGGUCAAGGGCCAUCUGGUGGUCAAGGACCAAGAGGAGGCCAGGGACCUCAGGGUAAACAAGGACCAUCUGGUAGCAAAGGAUCCAAGGGAAGACAAGGGACAUCCGGUGGCCAAGGGCUAAGAGGGGGUCAGGGUCCAGAUGGUGGACAGGGCCCAUCUGGUGGCCAAGGACCCAGAGGAGGCCAGGGACCAUCCGGUGGUCAAGGACCAAGAGGCGGUCAAGGACCUCGUGGCGGACAGGGAGUACAGGGAAGUCGUGGUUUGUCAGGUAGUCAAGGUCCUCAAGGUGGACAGGGUUCAUCUGGAAGUAGCGGAACGACAGGGCGACAAGGGCCAUCUGGUGGUCAAGGACCAAAUGGAGGACAAGGAUUUUCAGGUCAAGGUCGUUCUGGUAAACAAGGACCAAUUGAAAGGCAGGGAAAAACUGGGAAACAAGGCGCCACAGAGAGCGAUAUAUCGCAUGGUAGCCGGGCUACCUCAGAAAGUUUAAAAAAACCAAAGGGAAAAAGUCAGCAGCAGCGUUCGUGUUCUCCAACAACUAAGAAUGUCAAACUAACUAAGGGAAAGAACAAGAAUGGUAAAGCCGUUGCGGUGUUUCAAGGUACUCUUACUGAUGGUUCAAUGUGGUAUCAGACGGUAGACAGAGUCAAAUGCAGGGGUAACUGUGACGCUAAUGGAAAGUCAACAUGCUCUGUUAAAUAUUGUUAUCGACAAGUCUUGGCGUACACUGGCUGUGGGGACGUGCAGUUUGGUGCUAGGCUCGAGUUCAAAGAGAUUCGUCUACCGUGUAGUUGUAAAUGUAAAUGAAAGAAGGAAUAUUAGUAAUUGUCUAGUAGUAAAAACAUUAUACUUGAAACAGGAAACAAGUAUGUUGACAUUUUAUUUUUAAUUGGCAUUUUAUUGUAUUUACAAGACAAUUUUUAA